Sclerotinia sclerotiorum 1980 UF-70 is the source of this 1692-nucleotide messenger RNA. RefSeq lists its product as hypothetical. The record is from RefSeq and is a predicted model, not a curated record. Lineage: Eukaryota; Fungi; Ascomycota; Leotiomycetes; Helotiales; Sclerotiniaceae. The coding region runs from base 1 to 1692 and encodes 563 amino acids. The transcript is spliced from 3 exons.
AUGAGGGAGGGAGGAAAAGAGGAUGCAUUUACAUUGUAUCACCAACAUCACGAUACUCCUUCAUCUCCUACCACCUCAACAGCUCUUCCAGCACUCGGUCAUGCCAUAAGUGGUGCAACUGGAACUGCCAUCUCGAAUCUCUGCAUCUAUCCUCUCGAUCUCAUAAUAACGCGUCUCCAAGUUCAAAGAACCCUCGCAAACAGCUCUUCUUCAACUACCUCUAAAACACAAAAAUACACAUCAGUCGCAGAUACCUUUGAUAAGAUUUACCAUGAAGAAGGAGGGAUUGCUGCAUUUUACAGUGGAGUUCUACAAGAUACAUCGAAAUCUAUCGCGGAUUCUUUCCUCUUUUUCCUAUUCUAUGGAUACAUUCGAUCAAAACGAUUACAAUCUCAUAAUUCAUCUUCCAAAGCUGCUCUUCCAGCGCUAGAAGAAUUAGGUGUUGGUGCGUUAGCUGGUGGAUUGUCAAAGUUCUUCACUACUCCUUUAUCCAAUAUCGUCGUACGAAAGCAAACACAUUCAAUGACUUCCUCCGCCGGCUCAAAGGCUCCCACCAUAUCUUCCAUAGUAUCAGAUAUACGAGAGAAGAAGGGCAUCACUGGUUUCUGGUCUGGUUAUAGCGCCUCUUUAAUCCUUACUCUUAAUCCGAGCCUUACAUUCUUCUUAUAUGAGUUCCUGAAACGGGCUCUGGUGCCGAGAAAUAAACGCGAUGAUCCAGGGGCGCGGAUAACAUUCUUAUUAGCAGCCCUUAGUAAGGCUGUUGCAAGUAGCGUUACAUACCCCGUGAGUCUAGCUAAAGCUCGAGCACAAGUCGAUGGAUCUUCUUCCUCAAGCCCAGUCGACAAGGAGAGUGUCGAGAAGUUUACAGAGGAUGUAAAAGAUGCAACAAGGAAUAAAUCCAGGGAAUCUGCCAAAGAAGCAGAAAAACACCUGGUAGAUGUUUCCAAAAAGGCGAAGAGAAGAACCAUAAUACAUUCAAUACUCAAGAUUUACAAGGAAGAAGGAAUAGGAGGACUGUACGAGGGUAUUGGAGGAGAGAUUAUCAAAGGAUUCCUCGGCCAUGGAUUAACAAUGAUUGUCAAGGACCGUGUUCAUGAACUAAUCAUCUCGCUUUAUUUCACGGUCUUACGUCUCCUGAACCGUAGCCCUUCAUCAAAAGAAAUAAUAAGCGAAGCAAAAGAAAAAGUAAUCGAAAACAGCGAAAACCUAGCUUCGAAAGCCAGAGAAAAGGGCGAAAGUGCUCUUAAUAGCCUCAAAACAACAGGUGAAAGCACUAUCCAAUCUGCUCGCGAAACCACCUCAAAUAUUACAUCCACCGCUCAAGAUUCCGCUACAAAUAUCUCCCAAUCAGCAAAAGACGUUUCUGGAAAAGUAAUCAACGGAGUCAAAAGCGCAGGAGAAAAAACAAAUGCUAAUUUACCAACAACAAAGGAAACAACGGAUAAAGCAACAGUAAUAGGAAAUAAUCUAACGGAAAAAACAAAAAAUACAAAUGAAUACGUGAAUAAGGAAGCGGGCCAUCUAUUAGGAAAUGCGGGUGAACAGUUAGGAGAGAGGAUUGAGGGGUUAGGAGGGGAGGUAAAGAGGCGAUAUUUGGGAUUGGAAUUUGGGAAUACAUAUGUGGGUACAUACUGGGCGGGUGGGAAGCUUGAAAAGGAUUGGCAAAAGGGUUUUGAGGGUUUGGGAUGGUGA